AUGGCUUUAAAUCGUUUGCGAUAUAGUGAUAAAAUUGUUUGGAACACAUUCCCAGCUCUUCUGCAACAGUUGCGUAGCCAAUCGACAACAUCUGCCGCCUUAGAAUGGGAACAGGCGAAACCAUUGAGUGAAAUGCCCACAAUUAGCCCCUUGAAACUUUUGCGUCAUUUUUUGCCGGGUGGUAAAUAUGCCAACAAAGAUUCCACCCAAUUGAUGACAGCCUUUAGCAACGAUUUUGGUCCUAUUGUAUUCUUUCACGGUAGUCUGGGAAAACCCGAUGCUGUUAUGACUAGCAAUCCUCACGAUUUUGAAAAAGUCCUGCACAAUCAAGGCACCUGGCCAAUGCGACCGGGCAUGGACUAUUUGAGCUAUCAUCGUCAGGUGCAUCGCAAAGAUAUCUUUCAAGGCGUGGAGGGUCUUUUGGGAUCGCAAGGUGAAGCUUGGGGCUCUUUCAGAUCAGCUGUAAAUCCCGUGUUAAUGCAACCCAAGAAUGUACAAUUGUAUUUCAAUAAAAUGUCACAGGUCAAUAAGGAGUUUAUGGAAAGAAUUCGUAAAAUUCGUGAUCCCGAAACGCUGGAAGUACCCGAUAAUUUUGAAGAAGAAAUUAAUCGUUGGACUUUGGAAUCGGUAUCAGUGGUAGCAUUGGAUAAACAAUUGGGCUUAAUUACGAAAAAUCGUGAUGAUCCAACUCCGAAACGAUUAUUUAAAGCCCUAACAGAUUUCUUUCAAGCAUCGGGGGAUUUAGAAUUUCAGCCAUCCAUAUGGAAAUACAUAAAAACACCAACAUUUAAAAAGGCCAUCAGAAGUUUAGAUGAAAUUACCGAUAUUACAAAAAUGUAUGUUGAUGAGGCCUUCGAAAGGAUUGCCGAGGAGAAUAAAAAUCGCAAAGAGGAAAAACCUGAAAGUGAGAAAAGUGUUUUGGAAAAGCUCAUCAAAAUUGACAAACAAAUUGCCAUGGUCAUGGCCAUGGAUAUGUUAAUGGCUGGUGUGGAUACGACUUCAUCCACCUUUACCGGUCUCUUAUUGUGCUUGGCCAAAAAUCCCGAAAAGCAAGCAAAACUACGCGAAGAAGUCAUGAAAUUACUGCCCGAAAAAGAUUCCGAAUUCAAUGAAGCCGUUUUCAAAAAUAUGCCCUAUUUGCGUGCCUGCAUCAAGGAAUCUUUGCGUGUCUAUCCCUUAACGGUGGGCAAUGCCCGUGCCUUGGGUAAUGAUGCGGUAAUAAGUGGUUAUCGUGUACCCAAGGGCACAUUGGUCUCCAUGAAUUCGGUAAUUCUCAUUAAAGACGAUCAACAUUAUCCUCGUGCUGGGGAAUAUUUACCAGAAAGGUGGUUGCGGGAAUCAAAGGAUAAUAGUGAAAAAUCUACCGAAUGUCCUCAUGCCUUGAAGGCCAGUACUCCUUUCAAUUAUUUACCAUUUGGUUUUGGUUCACGCAGCUGUAUUGGUCGUCGUAUUGCCGAAAUGGAAAUGGAAUUGGGUAUUGCUCGAUUGAUACGCAACUUCCAUGUGGAAUUUAAUAAUUCGACGGAGAAUGCCUUUAAGAGUUAUUUGAUAAAUGUUCCCAAUAUUCCAUUGAAAUUUAAAUUUACCGAUGUUAGUAAUUGA
Musca vetustissima is the source of this 1602-nucleotide messenger RNA. Its product is annotated as cytochrome P450 CYP12A2. NCBI's taxonomy places the organism in Eukaryota, Metazoa, Arthropoda, Insecta, Diptera, Muscidae. The record is from RefSeq and is a predicted model, not a curated record. The transcript is spliced from 5 exons. Bases 1 to 1602 code for a protein of 533 amino acids. Gene Ontology annotation, molecular function: oxidoreductase activity, acting on paired donors, with incorporation or reduction of molecular oxygen; heme binding; iron ion binding.